Molecule: messenger RNA, 366 nt
Organism: Lycium ferocissimum
Lineage: Eukaryota; Viridiplantae; Streptophyta; Magnoliopsida; Solanales; Solanaceae
Exons: 1
Coding region: 1-366 (121 amino acids)
Source: RefSeq, a predicted model, not a curated record
AUGAACUCUAAUCAGCAGGUUACUCUCAAGCUUACUUUCUUUGACAGUGGCAAAAUGUUAAUCACUACCUUAGUGUAUGCAAAGUGUGAUGUUGUGGAUAGAUUGGAACCGUGGGAUAAUAUCUAUUCUUUAUCAAGCAGCAUGAAUGCUCCAUGGUUGGUAGGUGGAGACUUCAAUGUCAUUUUACAUAAAGAAGAGAAGAUAGGUGGUUUGCCUGUUCACUUAACUGAGGUUGAGGAUUUUGCGUUUUGCAAAAACUCUUGUGACCAGCUGGAUAUUGACUUUAGGGGCAGUCCCUUUACUUGGUGGAAUGGUAGAGUGGGGAAGAUUGCAUAUUCAAAAGAUCGGACAGAUUUUAGUCAAUAA